Molecule: messenger RNA, 1686 nt
Organism: Penicillium pulvis
Lineage: Eukaryota; Fungi; Ascomycota; Eurotiomycetes; Eurotiales; Aspergillaceae
Exons: 4
Coding region: 1-1686 (561 amino acids)
Source: RefSeq, a predicted model, not a curated record
AUGCCUGCCGUCCUACAAUCUACCAUUAACCUUUUGGAGACGGAGCUCGUCAAAGCCCGUGCCGCUCUCCAAGAAAUUCAACCGGCGCCGAUCUUGCGCAUCGGAGAUGAGGUCGCCGUCGGCGCUAUGAUCGCCUAUCGUCAAAAUCUCAUCAGCCGCGCUCCCGAUUUCUAUGGCUCUCGUCGCCUCACUGCAAAAGAACUGGGCCUUGAACCUAUCAUCCGCGAAAUUCCUCAGAAGAUUACCCCAAAUGUAAUCUCUAUGCCAGAACCCACACCCUCUCCGCGCCGAGCGCCUAUCGAAGAGGCCCUAACCAAUAGUUUGAUCCUGGAUCAUGUCGCGCCUUAUCUCGCAGCACCAUCCUUACUAGCUCUGGCAUCGACAUCGCGACUUAUGUAUAGCAUGAUUACACAAACUCCCUAUAUUUUCCGACACCUUGAUCUGACUCGCUGCCGGGGUGCUCAGCUUCCUAAAAAGUCGCAGCGCCAGGAUGACUUGCAGACGGAGGACGAAGUAUACUCUGCGCCGCUGCGACGCAUUUUCGCCAGUUUGGAGAAAAGAUCGGUGCUACAGGAUGUGCGCACCCUGGUUUUGGAUGGCUUACCAGUACCGGCCAAUCUAGUCGCCGAUAUCAUCCUGACAGAUCGAUUUAAUGUCAGCAUUCUCUCGAUCCGCGAGUGUCUCCACCUCAAUGAGCGAAAGCUCAUGCAGGUCAUCCAACAUGCCGUUCGGCCUACACGCCCAGAGGGUACUCCCCGGAUCAAGGGUAUCUAUCACUUUUCACCCAGAACCAAGGCACCUCGGGGUGUAGUGCGACGCCGAUAUCGUGACUGGUGGGGCUCUCGCAUUGGCUCCCGAAGUCCUAGUCAGAGCUCCAGUUCAUCUUCAUCGAGUGCGUCCUCGGAUGACGAGGAAGAUGUCCCCAGGACACCGGCAGAGCAAAAUGAAUGGUACAGCUCCUCAGGGAGAUUGUUCAAACACACUUUGGACGAUGGCUGGGCACAAACCUUGCAGAAAUGUGAGGGCAUCAUUGCAUUUGAUGCGGUGCUUUGUCGUGGACCGCGCCAUGAUGUCAAUCUGUAUUCUGUGGAUGAAGGCAAGAUGGCCCCAGAAGCUCCUCUGCUGGGACCAGCGGUUGCUACUGUGGCACUGGGCCCGCGUGGGUGUGAUGGGUGUCAUAGUUCUCCAGAGGGACCAGCGAUCUGGGGUCAAUCCCCAGAUCUACAGUUCCCACUGCUGAACCCAAUGCCCUUACACGUAUCCAGCGUCACCGCAGCGAAGCGCCCUGAACACAUUCCCGGACAGCAUCCAUGCCUGAUUGCACGAUGUGCCGACUGCUUGACUGAUCGCUGGUGCCAUCGGUGUAAUAAGUGGUUUUGCUCUAAUUGUCUGCCCAAUCCUCAACAUGCUCAAGUGAACUUGUCGCCACACCAGACAGCGGUUCGCCCCCCUCAGGGACCGCUAACAGGACCAGUUCGGGCAGGAGAGCGAGAGGAUUCUGUGCCAGGAGUUAGCAAGGAUUGCUGGGAGUGUGGGCCGACCUGUGCAUCGUGUAAACUGGAUUGUCAGCAUACCUGCCAGAGCUGCCAAGGUGACUACUGUAUCGACCACAACGAAGGAUGUUCCGCCACGAUGUGUGAUUGGUGCAAUACCAGUGCUCGCCACCGUAUGCGCAGUUUUCGUUAA